This is a messenger RNA of Seminavis robusta, 1695 nucleotides long. Lineage: Eukaryota; Bacillariophyta; Bacillariophyceae; Naviculales; Naviculaceae. The record is from the annotation of a GenBank genome assembly.
AUGAGAGUAGUCAGGAGUGGAUCUUUGACUUACUUGCGGAGCCUUAGCUCUGCCAUUUUGAUGGCCACAACGUCGAAAUCGUUCUCUGCAAGCAUCACGACGUUGGUUCAUCCCGCCGCCACCAAGAUUGAAAUCCCACAAGACACGUUGGACGCCAUUGACGACUUGGAACCGAAAUCUUUGUGGUCUCAGUUUGCCGUUCUGUCAUCGAUUCCUCGUCCUUCCAAACAAGAAGAUGCCGUCAUUCAAUACAUUAAGGAUUUUGCGGACCAUCACAAUCUAAAGUGGAAACAAGAUGCCGUGGGAAAUCUGGCCGUGUUUCAUCCUGGAUGUGGCACCGGCCAAGCGGCACCUCCUGUCGUGCUGCAGGGACAUGUCGAUAUGGUGACCGAGAAGAACAGUGACAAGGUUCACAAUUUUGAAACGGACCCCAUUCUUCUUCGGCGCUUCCAAAAGGCAUCGGAAAACUGGUUGGGUGCGCAAGGGACCACUUUAGGUGCCGACAAUGGUAUUGGUGUGGCAGCGGCACUGGCCCUCUUGCAGACUCCCACAACCGAUACUAGUAGUAGUAGUCGACCCAUGCCACCACUGGAGGCACUGUUUACCAUUGACGAAGAGACGGGGCUAACUGGAGCCACAGAACUCAAUGCUCAGGAACUGGGCCUUACUGGAACCACCAUGCUCAACCUAGACACGGAGGAGUGGGGGGAAUUGUACGUGGGUUGUGCCGGUGGUGGUGAAUCGACGUUGACACUGCCAUUGGAAAGAUCAUCAGAUGAUGUACUUGAAAACGAUGGUGAAUGGAAGCUCGUCGAAUUGAAAGUGGACGGACUCAUGGGAGGACACUCUGGUAUCAACAUUCACGAAGGGAGGGCCAAUGCAGUUCUAUUGUGUGCUGCCGCAACCCAACAAGCCCUCCAGCAUGAAGGGGUCCAUCUUGUUUCUAUUACUGGAGGCGACAAACACAAUGCCAUUCCCAGAGAAGCCAGAGCCCACUUGCUCGUUUCCGGCAAAGAUGCCCAAGCAGCUGUCCAAAAAGUUGCGGAAACCAGUCAGUCUGCUGCAAAGGCAGAGUACGGUGUGUUGGAAUCGAAUUUACGUGUUGUUGUUGUUGCUACAGACGACGGCGAUGAAUCAAGCGACUCGUGUCUUAAACCAUUGAAAAAACAAUCCGCCAGCCGCCUUUUAUCCAUGUUGCUUUCAUUGCCGCAUGGUGCCAUCAAGUUUUCACACUCGAUUCCUGACUUGGUGGAAACAUCCAACAAUGUGGCAUCCCUAACAAUGGACGAUGAUGACAAGGCCACCAUUCUGUGUUCGACUCGUUCUUCCAUCGCCACGGCACUGGAAUCCACCAGAGAUCGGCUGACCGCAGUGGCCUCGCUGGCUGGAGCCACCAUCGAAAAGACACCACCGUAUCCUGGUUGGAAUCCAAACAUGGAGUCUCCAGUGCUUCAAAUGGCCAAAAGCUUGCUCUCGCAGCGACUCAAUCGGACGCCUGGAAUCAAGGCAAUUCACGCAGGAUUGGAGUGUGGGUUGCUCAUUGAAAAGAUGGGUGGCAAUGUAGAUGCUCUGAGCUUUGGGCCCACCAUUGAAGGCGCUCACUCUCCGGAUGAAAGUAUUCACGUUGACACCGUACCUCCAUUCUUUGAUUUGGUGCAGGAUAUCCUAGCCGAGCUGGCCGAGAAACGGGCAUAA